AUGGAGGAAAUCGAAGAAAUAUUUAACUCAUAUGAUAUUGGACAGAAAGGUCAAAUUGAGGUAUCAUAAUUGGCUAUAAUGUUUGAAGAAAAUGGAGUCAACGUGAGUGAAUAGGAUUUAAGAGCGAUCUUCAAUAUCGUAGACGAUGAUAAAAAUGGCACGUUAUCUUUAGAAGAAUUUAAAAAAUUCAUCAACAGUGAUGAUGCGCAACUUAAAUUCAGGAAUAUAGCUUUAUAAAUGCGAUAGAGAAUUGAGGAGGAUUAUUAGAUGUUUAGAAUAGCUGAAAAAUAGUAUCUACCUCUAAAUUUCAAUAAAAUGCUCACUUAUUUAUUUUAGAAGACUGUUUAUCGCUAAACGCUUAAGUAGCUCUAAUCAUAGGAUGUUUAAAAUAAAAAUACGAUUAAUGAUAUGCACACUUUCAUCAAGCUAUUCAGCGGUAAAAAUGAAUUAGUAGUGGAAUCUUCUAAUAUGAUUGAAAAUUAGUCAGUAGUUACAUAAUUCAAAAGCUUUAACAGUGUGAGAGAGAGUACAACUGGUGGUGAACUCGAUCUUAAUAACUAAAAGACAUUUACCAGCGAUUUUUUCGAACCUCAAUUAAAAGCUUUAGAUUUAAGACACUUAUCACAUUAAUAAUAAUCUUAUCGCAGUACUAAUGAAAUCUAUCAAAAAUCCCCAAAGUAAAAAGAGAAGCACUUAUUAAAAUACCACAUGUCAAGCUCCUAGCUAGAUUAGAAGAGCAAAAGAAAAAAGUAAAUUUGUCACCAAUAGUAAAAAUAUCAGAGCUUAAGAAUCAUAAUGAUUCUUUGA
This is a messenger RNA of Stylonychia lemnae, 807 nucleotides long. Lineage: Eukaryota; Ciliophora; Spirotrichea; Sporadotrichida; Oxytrichidae. The record is from the annotation of a GenBank genome assembly.